UCGCUGAAAAAAGCAAUGCCUCCUCCAGACACCAUGUACUGCGCCCAGCAAAUCAACAUCCCCCCUGAGCUGCCAGACAUCUUGAAACAGUUCACCAAGGCAGCCAUCAGGACCCAGCCCCACGAUGUGCUGCAGUGGUCGGCUGCCUACUUCAACGCCCUGUCCAAAGGGGACACGCUUCCAGCCAAGGAGAGGAUGGAGAUGCCCGUGGCCACACAGAAGACUGACACGGGACUGACACCUGGUCUGCUCAAAGUCCUCCACAAGCAGCUGUCUUCUAAAGAGACGGUGGCUAAGGAGGACCUCCAGCAGAAGUGGCAAGGCCUGUGUCUGCCCCUGGAGCAGCUGGACACAUUGCUGGCACUGGGAAACUUCAGCACCGACAUCACCUGGAUGCAUUUCUUUGCUCUGGGCUGCAGCACUCUGGGAGGGACCAUCAUCAGCUCGCUGAAGUUUGCGUGUGAGAUCCUGACGGAGGAUGAGGAGGGGGGUGCCGCCCGGAUCCCCUUUGACACGUUUGUGGGUCUGUACAACUACCUGGCCCACCUGGAUGGUGAGAUCCCCCAGCAGCAGACAGACAGCUUCCUGCACAGCCUGAGGGAGUCUGUGGGUCCCCAGGGAGGGAUGGUGAGACCGGCUGACCUCAUCGGUCUGGAGGCUGUGGACGUGACGGAUCCUCCCAGAUCCUCCAGCUACAUGGGUCUCCCUGGCGCGGUCAGGACAGAGUAGAGGCCGACACGAGGCUGCUGUGACACAACACCAGUGGAGAUGACACUGUCAGAAUUUCGUCAUCCCUGUGAGGCAAGGAACGCUGGG
Molecule: messenger RNA, 816 nt
Organism: Hypomesus transpacificus
Lineage: Eukaryota; Metazoa; Chordata; Actinopteri; Osmeriformes; Osmeridae
Gene: ropn1l
Product: rhophilin associated tail protein 1-like
Exons: 7
Coding region: 16-729 (237 amino acids)
Source: RefSeq, a predicted model, not a curated record